AGCUCAUAUAUAAAUAGAGGGGACCCAAAAGGAGGAAAUUCAAGCUAGAUCAAGCUAAUAAUACAUACCCAAUUCUCGAAUUCUCGUUCUUAAUUUUGUUCUUACGAUCCGCUUCGUGAAUCGGAUCAUUUGGUGGAUUUAUUGUCCAUCAAGUUGGUGCUCUCGUUGAGAGUUCGAGAAUCAUACUCAGAGGAAAUCCUCCAUUAAGACGAUGGUGCAAACGCGCAGUAACGCCAAUGUAGGUACCGGAGCUCCCCAACAGGGGGAGAACAGCACCACUGGAGGUCGGAACCCUCCCAUCACCACCGGGGAGGUUGAGGCCCUCAUUCAGAGGGUUGGCAUCACGGCCGAACAAUUCCAAGAGGUGCUGGCUGCACUUGCGCCCAACCGCGAGGUUGUGGUGGAAGAUGUGGCUGGGGGACCCACAGGCGGGAAGGCUGGACCUACAGGCUCCCAAGGAAAAAAGAAAAAAGUAAGGCGGUCCCAGAAGAAGAAGGCGACCAAGCCUAACGGGAAGGCUGUGAUGGCUGAUGCGCUUUCCAGGCUGGAAGAAGAGGACGACUCGUCCUCCUUCGAGCGAAUUGCUAGUGAAGGAGGAGGAGGGCGCACAGCGACCAGUAUACUAUGUGGCACGGGUGUUACGAGGGGCGGAGCUGAGAUAAACAAACAUGGAGAAAACCAUCUUUGCGGUGGUAUGUACGGUAAAAAAGCUUACGCCAUAUUUUCAAGCCCAUCCGGUCCACGUGUUAUCCCAGAUCCUAUUGGAACACUUCUUCGAAGCCCAAAUGCCCCAUCACGGGUCAGCAAGUGGGGGGUGUUCCUGGGGUCUUUCCAGAUAGAGUUCAAGCCGCAACCGGCGAUAAAGGGGCAAGCAUUAGCAGAUUUCGUGGUAGAAUGCACCGCAAGAAAAGUAGGACCUAGCGGAGAGGAACCCGAAGGAAGUUGGUGGACUGUGUACACCGAUGGAUCGUCCGCGACUGAUGCUUCGGGGGGAGGAGUCGUGGCGAUAUCCCCAGAAGGGUUCAAAGCUUACUACUCUGUGAGGUUUCGAUUUAAAGUCUCGAACAAUGAGGCCGAGUACGAGGCAUUACUUUGUGGCCUAAGGUUGGCAGCCUCAUUAAGAGCUGAACGGAUCCAAGUCCGGUGUGAUUCUAAGCUCGUAGUAGGCCACGUCACUAGAGAGUUUGAGGCUAAGGAUGAACGAAUGAAGAAGUAUAGAGACACUGCCCUGGAGUUGCUUAAAGCAUUUGGGGCGUACCGGAUAGAGCAGGUCCCUCGGGAAGAGAACGCUGAGGCAGAUAUCUUGUCGAAACUUGGUCCGGAUUCCCCGGAUCAUAUUAAGGCAAUGACCCAAGAAGAAGAGUUGCUCGAGCCAAGCAUUAGUCCCGGUGAAGUGCUGAUCAUCGCACUCAAAGAAGAGCCGGAUUGGAUUGAUCAGAUUACCAUGUACAUCCUUGACGAGUCGCUACCUGCCGACCCAAUCGCGGCAAAGGUGGUGAAGCGACGUGCACCCGGCUACACGCUGGAGUGCGGUCGUCUGUACAAGCGAUCGUAUAAUGGUACAUUGUUGAGGUGCUUAAGAGCGGGCGAGGCACAGAAGUUAAUGGAGGAAAUCCAUGAGGGAAUAUGCUCAGCACAUCAGGGAGCCUUCACGAUGUCCAGGAAGGUAACCCUACAAGGAUACUUUUGGCCAACGAUUAUUAGAGACUGUGCAGAGUAUGUGCGCAAAUGCAAGGUUUGCCAGGAGUUCCAGAGGGUGCCGGGGCGACCGGCGACGAAUUACACCCCGAUAAGUACGGCGAUUCCCUUUGCUCGUUGGGGCAUCGAUCUGGUCGGCAUUUUGCCUCGGGGGACAGGGAACAACACGUACCUGGUGGUCGCGAUCGACUACUUCACCAAGUGGGUCGAGGCCGCCCCCGUACCUACCAUCACUGCAGAACAGAUGACGAAGUUCGUUUCCAAGCAAAUUUUGUGUCGAUUUGGGGUGCCUCAGCAGAUCAUCACUGACAACGGAACCCAAUUCGAGGCCGGAGGGACUACCCCAAGGAAGGCCACAGGUGAAACUCCUUUCUCGCUCACAUAUGGAUUUGAAGCAAGGGCUCCAGCAGAGACCUCAUUGUUGAGCUAUAGAGUGGAGACGUUUGAUGCACAAGAGAAUGAGGAGAACUUGAGGGCAGAACUGCACCUCGUUGAUGAGCGAAGGGAAAGGGCAUACAUGCGAGCAGAAAAUUACCGCCGACAGGUCAAGUCAUAUCACGACCAGCGGGUACGACCAAGGAAGUUCCAGGUGGGCGACUGGGUCCUUCGGAAAAGGGAAGUCAGCCGACCGACCGAUGGAGGGAAGUUUGCUAAAUGCUUCGAGGGACCAUACAUCAUAAAGGAGGUGUUGGCUGAUGGGACGUUUAGAUUGCAAACUCCAGCAGGCGGCGACGUUCCUCGAGUGUGGAAUGCCGCCAACCUUGUUAAAUUCUAUCAGUAGAUUGUAUCCCAGCGAUGCUUCUAUCUUGAAAUUUAAUAAAACCAGCAUUUUGGCAUAUCUUGCCUUCAAUUCUCGAAAAAAAAAAGGAGCGACCAAAAGAGAUCGCUAAGCCCAAACUGUAUGGUGAUUCGUGUUAAGAUACCCAGUAGUGGGGGAAGCGUCGAACCCUGAAAAGCGACCGAGGUUGAAGACGACGCCGAGGCAUGAGAGCCCAGGAAAGCGGCUAAGUCUGGAACGUAAAGGCCCGUUGAUCGCAUGAGCGACCAGGGGGU
Cuscuta campestris is the source of this 2751-nucleotide messenger RNA. The record is from the annotation of a GenBank genome assembly. Lineage: Eukaryota; Viridiplantae; Streptophyta; Magnoliopsida; Solanales; Convolvulaceae.